This is a messenger RNA of Schistosoma rodhaini, 1974 nucleotides long. The record is from the annotation of a GenBank genome assembly. NCBI's taxonomy places the organism in Eukaryota, Metazoa, Platyhelminthes, Trematoda, Strigeidida, Schistosomatidae.
GACUCAUCGGUCGGACUCCAUCUGCUAUAAUAGGCGCAUUACUUUAAGAUGUUUUCAAGAGGUGCCAAUGUUUUCCGAUUCGGGAUUAGUUUUAGAAGCUUUUUGACCUCUUCAAAGGUAGGUUUCUCUACCUGUGAGUAAUAUGCUUUGUUCUAAAGCAUUCUCCAAAGGUUGCCGUAUUAGGCGCUAGCGGUGGUAUAGGUCAACCUCUGUCACUGCUCUUGAAACAAUCACCUUUGAUUUCUCAGCUUGCACUGUAUGAUAUUGCUCAUGUUAAAGGUGUUGCUGCUGACCUCAGCCAUAUUGAAACUCAAGCUCAUGUGACUGCACACCUCGGACCAGGAGAACUUGCAGAAUGUCUUACAGGUGCAAAUGUUGUUAUUAUUCCCGCAGGGAUGCCUCGCAAGCCCGGUAAGCUGACUAGUCUUUCCUCUUUGACUAGAGUUUAGGCAAGGUUUAGGGGUUCAAAAUGGACAGUAGUUCGGUUUGAAGAAAUUGUACCACAACCGAUUUUAGUCGGAACACCGUGUUCCUAAUUUCGUCACACUGUUCCUCCUUAACAGAAAGGCUACUGACUUAUGUAAUUGUUGCUUAUGGUAGGGUUAAACGGUGAAACUAAUUUAUAGACGACAUUUAAGCAACGCUAGAAAGACCUUGAGAAUAUCCACGUGCAUAUUACGGCAAAAUCAGGAUUAUAAACCAGUGUGAGGAAUCAGGAUUAGUAUUUACAGUUGAUAGUUAGGGUUAGGAACUAGGUUUAUGGUUCUCACCACGAAUUGACAUCAGAUGUAAUGCCAAAACUAUUUAACCUGAUAGAUAAAUUGAUUUUGCGCCAAUAUUCAAGACCUGUUGUAGGAUGACACGCGAUGAUUUGUUCAAUACAAACGCAUCCAUUGUUGCAGAACUUAUUGACUCGUGCGCUAAAAAUUGCCCGAAAGCAAUGAUAUGCAUAAUCACAAAUCCUGUCAAUAGCACUGUACCAAUUGCAGCUGAGAUUUUAAAACGCCAUAAAGUUUAUGAUCCCAAGCGUCUGUUUGGAGUUACGACUCUUGAUGUUGUUCGGUCGAAUACGUUUAUUGCUCAGGCAAAAGAUCUUGCUGUGCGAAAGGUUUCUUGCCCCGUUAUUGGCGGACACUCAGGUAUUACAAUUCUUCCUGUAAUAUCUCAAUGUAGUCCCCAUGUAUCAUUUCCCCAGGAUGAAAGAGAAAAAAUCACCAAACGCAUUCAGGAGGCUGGUACUGAAGUUGUAGAAGCAAAGGCUGGCGCGGGGUCUGCUACUUUAUCAAUGGCUUAUGCCGGAGUAAGAUUCGCUGUCUCACUCUUAGAAGCCAUUAGUGGUCGAGCUGGCGUGGUGGAGUGCGCCUUUGUAGAAUCAGACGUUACAGAGUGUGAAUUUUUUUCAACUCCUCUUGCACUUGGCGCUGAAGGUGUUGAAAAGAAUAUGGGCAUUGGAAAAUUAAAUGAAUAUGAAAUUGAAUUACUUAAAAAACUCAUCCCAGAGCUAAAAGCAAAUAUUAAGAAAGGCAAAGAAUUUGCAGCUAAAUAUACACCUAAAUAAACUAUGAUUAUGAGUAGUGGUUAUAUUUCCUCCAUCAAGUAAUUUUCUUAGUCAUUCUUGACACAGCCUACAUCUUUCGUCUUUUAUUUUUAAUAAUUUUCUCGUUUUUCUGUAAGAUCUGGAACAACACAUCCUUAAAAAGAUUGUUUACUCCAUUGUUUCAAACUUAAAUCUUUGACUUUCCACCUCAUGCAUAGAAAUGUUGUUACCUGUACUUUUAUCUCUCCUUCAUAUUCGCUUUAAUGUGGUCUUUUGUCUCUUUUUUCCAUUUACACUAUGUGAUUUCCCAACUUUAGUAGCGUUUUACUGCUUCAGUGUGAGUGUUUGUGUUCAAAACAGUACUCAGUUUAUAAUAACUAGGUUUAUUUAUAAUUGAUAUACAUCUCAAAAAAUAAUAUACGUAUUAUUUCCCGGUC